CCAUUUCUCAGCAUCCCAUCCAGAACACCCAAAGAAUACUAACACUCCCUGGGAUAUACUAUUACACCCUGGGAACAUGUUAGUGGGCGAUAGCCAGUAGGACCACUUGGAGUGGAUUUUGUUGAAUGCAGUAUGUAAAUUCGAGACCACUUAAAAUGCAAAAGGUUUUGUAACAUGCAGGCCUGUACUAGACAGCCCUGGGCGAACAGACAUGCUGAGAUUGACCAUCCUUAUUUACAGCCGUGGAUAGCCAAUACACAACUGGGGAUGGCUCACAGUUCCAUGGGCCGGCGUCUGGUUGCUUGUCUCCUCAAUGUCUCCGAAGCACGCAGGAAAAAUCUGGUGGAGACAGUGGCCAAGGCAGCCAUAUUCGAUGGUGAUGGCAGGCGACGAGAAGGGACGACAGUCCUCAACAUCUUUAAUGACGACGACUACAACCGUUCAGUCAUCACUAUCGUAGCCAGGAUCGAGUGUAUCACGGAGGCAGUGCUGUCAGCGUGCGAGAAGGCUUGUGGGCUGAUUGACAUGAGUGCCCAUGAAGGGGGCCACCCAGCGAUGGGUUCCGUGGACCUGGUGCCCCUUUACCCUCUGGGAGAGGAGGUGGAACUGGAGGACUGUGCCAAGGAAGCUAAAGCGGUUGCUUCUGGACUAACCAAGCAGGUCAGUGGCACUAGUGCUUUCUUCUUUGGCGUGGCAGAUUCUCCACAGCACAGAGGUUUGGCACAGAGACGCAAGGAGUUGGGUUGGUUCAGGAAGAAUCCAGACAAAGAAGCAGUCCGACCCGAUGUCGGGCCUCUACCGCAGAAACGAUACGGCCUCACAGGCAUCGGAGCAAGUCCCUACGUCACGAACUGCAAUAUUACCAUCGACACCCAGGACUUAGUUCUGGGGCGAAGUGUCGCUAAGGCGAUCAGGGAAUCUACCCCUGGAGGCCUUCCAGGGGUGCAAGUGCUGGCCCUGUCACACAAGGGUGCCGUGGAGAUCGCCUGUAAUGUGGAGAGCGUAAUGGGGAAACCCCUUAACCAGGAUGGGGAAGGGGGCGAGCCGUGGCCCACCUUCAGUAUUGGUGGGCAGCCCUACCACCAUGUUCCAGCAUCUGUCAUCGCAGCCAGGGUUGCAAAGCUGGCAGGACAGCAGGGUGUUGCCACUAAGGGCACGGCACUGGUGGGGUUCACGCCACAUGAGUGCAGGGCCCUGGCAGAGAAAGCUUUGUCACUGGGCAUCGGUGAGUUCUGGAAAGAGCAGCGCAGGAUAAACAUGUAAACGUUAACUUGUUUCUUAUAUAUAUAUAUACCUAAAAGUAUUGUAUAUUGUAUUAUUUAGGAAUUAGGCGUAAUUAAAUUAAUGCAUUCUUAUGUACAAGAUUUACAGCACAUGAAUAGUACAAAUGCAACAAAAUUUUUUAGCUUCUGUCCACUUUUGAUGCUUUUCAUGCCCAGAAUCUCUCACUAUUACACAACUGUAUGGAAUCCAUUGGAAUUUGUAUUUGUGACAAGGAUAUUGCACUUAUUAUCUUAUUUAGUGUUGUGAUUGUUGAAUAACUAUAACAUAGGCCUGAAGUAUUAAUGGAAAGCUUGACAGUUAAUUCACUCAAGUAUUAUCAAGUAUUUUGAGUUAAAAUAGCUUGAUACGACAGUGAGACUGAUAGGCUUACAAAUAGAGUAUUUUUUAGAUACAAGGUAAAGUUUGUUCACGGCUGCCACACAAUUAUUGACUUUGAGUUAUAGAACUCAUUACUUGCAGUUUUUCAAACAAACAAUUAUAUUGAAGGACUCAUUGAAUAGUUCUUGACUUUAACUUAGGCAGAGUCUUUAUACUUUUGGUUCUACAAAGCUGUGUGUGUCAUAGAAUUCAAUAGUAAUUUAAGCUGUAACCUAGGAUACUACUCAGAAAUGUUCAGUGGCUCAAUAUUCUCAACUAGUGAUUCCGCAAUGUCUUUUCAAUAUGUACCCAAAAAACAAGGGAGAUAUACCAAUCUUUCCUUAGUCACCCCCCCCCCAUCACAACAUGUUUAUGUGUAUAAUUUAAUUUAGAAAUUUCCUUGUUUUUGAAAGAAAUGCAAAAAAAAAAU
Molecule: messenger RNA, 2071 nt
Organism: Esox lucius (northern pike)
Lineage: Eukaryota; Metazoa; Chordata; Actinopteri; Esociformes; Esocidae
Gene: ftcdnl1
Product: formiminotransferase cyclodeaminase N-terminal like 1
Exons: 6
Coding region: 175-1263 (362 amino acids)
Molecular function (GO): transferase activity; folic acid binding
Source: RefSeq, a predicted model, not a curated record